Molecule: messenger RNA, 941 nt
Organism: Drosophila elegans
Lineage: Eukaryota; Metazoa; Arthropoda; Insecta; Diptera; Drosophilidae
Product: trypsin-7
Exons: 4
Coding region: 14-880 (288 amino acids)
Biological process (GO): proteolysis
Molecular function (GO): serine-type endopeptidase activity
Source: RefSeq, a predicted model, not a curated record
CAUUGAGUUUAAAAUGAAAUUGCUGCUAGCUUGUCUGAUUUUUGCCAUUCACGGAUCUUUUGCACAAAAUUUGAUAGAUCCGGAGUGCAUGAAAUUCCUUCCUCAUGGUAGUUCUUCAAAAAUAUACGGAGGUACAAGUACUGAUUUAUUGAGAAAUCCAUGGAUGGUGCAGAUACUUCAAAUUGGCUAUCACAUGUGUGGUGGCUCGCUGAUAACCUCUCAAUUUGUGUUGACAGCAGCUCAUUGCAAAAGCAAUUACCCCAUGAAGGUGCGUUUAGGAGGGUGUAAGGGGGGCAAACCUAAAUAUGAAUGCACAAGCGAAUACUGUAAUUUAAUAAGUACCGAAAUCGACGUGGCAAUGAUGUUUUCGCACCCCCAAUACAAUGAAUACCACGAAUAUGACAUCGCACUGAUUUUAAUGGCUGAAUCAGUGCUGUAUAAUGCUCAAAUAAGACCGAUUUGUUUGAUGAAGGGCACCGACAUCGAUAGCCAAUGGCGGUUUUUGAAGUAUGUUGAAACGUUUAAUGUAACUGGCUGGGGAAAAACGGAAUGGGGGGAGAACAGCAACGAACUUCAAUUAGCCAACUUAUACCAACUCGACAAGGAUCACUGCUCGCAACUCUUUCGGAGGAAUAUCGAUAUGCCCCAUAUAUGUGCUGGCCAGUCGAAGGCUUCAACUUGCAUCGGCGAUUCUGGAGGUCCGUUGAGCGCAGUGAUGACAUUUUCCGACAUGGCUCGUCCCUUUUUAUUCGGCUUAACCAGUUAUGGGGCUCCAGGAUGUCGUGCUGCCACCGUUUUUACCAAUGUUCUAUCAUAUUCCGAUUGGAUAGAAUAUAUUGUUGAAAAUCACACUCCAAGAACCGCUCUGCUACGAGUGUAGACUAAUACAUGUCCUUUGAAAUUUCUUGUGUGCAAAUAAUUAAAGCUCAAUUGCGUGAAUA